UGAAACACCUUCUGAGAAGCGCCGAAGCAGGCACUUGUCGACUGAGAAGCAGACGCGUCGCUGCAGGUUCGAUAUGUCGGCGAUUGCGCAUUUGGAACAUCGCCUGGCGUUUGGGCGCGUAAACAGAGCCAAUUGCGACGAAGACGAGCAACUGACAGAUACAAUUUGUUCUAUUAGAGCCGUGAUGCACUGCGUAGAAGCUAGCGAAUGGCCCAGCAUUAGUAUCCUGCCCGUUCGCACGUGACGGAUGCUUUCAAAUGGCCGCGAGACCCUGCAUGUUACGUCGGCCGUAGCUGGCCGAGGCAAUGCCCGGAUAUGCCUUGGCCUGUCACGAUCCCGUUGUCGAGCCAUUGUCCUGCCUUAUCGAAUCCUUAUCGAAUCGUAGUUAAUUCGCUGUCGAAACGUUGGCAGUCAGGGGCCCAGUCCGAAACAACUUUUUUUCGUAGGAACUUUUUCUCGGUAGUCGCUGAUAUGUCCACUCUCACUAUUUGCUGUUUGUCAUUCUUACGAACUUUAAUGGCGUAAGAACCUUUUGGGACCACAAUUCCAGUUGUCCAACAAUUCUUCACGCAGACAGUUUUGAGACACAGUGCGCGACUAUGACGCAUCAUUUGGCUUCCAGGACACCAAAUCCGUGAAGCGAACAAUGGGCGGUGUAUUGGAUCGUCGGGUUUAGUGAUUGGCCAAAAGACGCCAGCGACGGCGUAUCACGAGCCGUUCGCAUAAUCGCGAAGAGCCUUGCGAAUCCGACUCUGGACCGGCUGAUGCCGGCUAAGUCAAUCAGGAGCCACUGAAAAGCCAGUGAAAACCUACAGACAGCUACUGCCAGGAUGCACGGUUUUAUAGUGAGAAUGGUUUGCCACUCGCACUCGAUGAAAAAAAGGUGCGUAUUAAAAACCACCCUAGAUCGCUCGAGUCAAAAGCUAUGCGCGAAUGAUGAGCACGCCCCAUUUUCGAGGCCCGAAACUACCGCAUUUUCUCAUAUGUAACCACCUCUGCCCUUCCCCAUUCUAAGAAGCCAUUGCAGAAAGCACGAGCUCGACAUUAAAAAUUCAUUUAAAGAAUUUUGAGCAUUUAACAUAAGAACGACAGGAAGAACGCCUUGUCGCUGCUGUUCUAACGACUUACUAUGUUUUGCUAAACGCUCAGCCGUUAAUUAUGAACGGAUACUAACUUGUCCAGUUUACCCCUUUUCUCAUUGCGCAAGAAUUUAUUAAAUCUCGUCUUGUUUCUUGAAUACCCUUACCAAUAUAAUUAAUAAAUAGUUUCGUGGUCUAUUGGCUUUUUGUUACUCUCAAUAGAAUGUCUUUUGAGAUGGAAUUGAAUAUCGUGCACAACUUUUGCGGAAGUGUAGCUGUCAAUGGCAUUUCUCCCUGUCAGAUGUAAAUGCCGCGGGGUGCCGCUAGAAGAUCGGAGCGGCCACACAAGCUCCGUGAAGAACAAAGAAGGGAACGGGUGCACGAGCACGGCGGCAGAGGCGCGAGCUCGCAGUGUUCUAACCAGGCGGGCAGCAUUUCCGAGCUCCUGGGGUGAACGAGGUGAGGAUUCCUGCCAGGCGAGAUGUCUGUGGCAAGGUGCGAAUGAUCGCGGAGCCGAGCGUGGACGAGGACGUCCGAGGAACCAGGGCUCCUGCUGCCAUGCAGUGCUCGAGACGCUGGCUGACCCGAGGGCCGCCGGUCCCUGAGCUGCCGCACCUGAGCUGUGCCGGGCAGCGUUGCAGUCUGGCACAGAUGUUGCGGUGGUAGACGCGGUCCUCACGUGCGACCGCCGCACGUGGAUUGCGAGCGGCGUUACGAGCUGGGCACCGAGGCCGUGCUGAACGUGCGACUGUAGCACGUCGGUCGCGAGCGGCGCCUGAGCCGGACACCGAGGCCGCGCGGAACAAGGCGUCCCGUGGCUGCUGCCGCUGCGGCUGCUGAGCGUGCCGAGACCGAGAACCGUGCUGAACGAGACCUGAGCGUGUCGUCGUCGCAGCCAGCUCGAACACGGGUGAACCCACAGUGCCGUGACGACCGAACGGGCAACGGAAGAAAAAGAAAAUGCUGGGUGCGACCUUGUCCGUCUUACUUCUCACGGCGGUUUGCUCGGAAGCUGGUUCAGGGCAACACCUCACUCAGCACAAAGCAAGGUUCAGCUUGUUGCAAGUGAGUUUCUUCUGCCUUCCUUCGCUGCCUUGCCGGUGCCCGUGCGAGUACGGCCUCGAGUAUCCCAGCAAGUGUGGCAUCUGUGUUUGCCCAUCGUGUGGAGGGUGCCUGUCAGCAUGCUACUUCAAGGUGCGACCAGGAGAGCUUUGCCCACGGUGCGCACCAACCGAAUAUUGCUUCAGUCCAUACGGAAGUGGGCUAGAAGGGCCAAUGCGACCGGUAAAUCCAAAGGAACCAGAAAAACCGAGUCACCCGGAUAGGCCAAAUGAUCACGAGAAGCCGAAGCACCCGGGAAGCACAAAGGAUCAGGAGAAGCCGAAUCACCCGGAAAGGCCAAAUGAUCAGGGGCACUCGCAGCAUCCAGAAAGUUCAAAGGAUCAGGAAAAGCCGAAGCAUCCGGAAAGUCCUAAGGAUCAGGGAAAGCCGAAGCACCCGGAAAGUCCAAAGGAUCAGGAAAAGCCGAAGCAUCCAGAAAGUCCAAAGGAUCAGGAAAAGCCGAAGCAUCAGGAAAGUCCAAAGGAUCAGGAAAGGCAGAAGCAUCCGGAAAGUCCAAAGGAUCCAGAGAAGUCGAAGCAUCCGGAAAGACCAAAGGAUCAGGAAAAGGCAAAGCAGCCGGAAAAUCCAAAGGAUUCGGAGACAUCGAGAGGGCCACAAAAACCCAAGAAAACAGAAAACCCCAAGCAACCAGAAAAGGCGAAAGAGCCGGAAAAGUCCAGGAAGCCAGAGGAGCCGAAGCCAUCUUGAGGACGACGCGUCUUGGAGGUACAGCUGUCACGGGCCCAUUAUUUUGACGACGAAUAAACGCAUACGCGACAAAGCCAAA
Dermacentor andersoni is the source of this 2967-nucleotide messenger RNA. NCBI's taxonomy places the organism in Eukaryota, Metazoa, Arthropoda, Arachnida, Ixodida, Ixodidae. The record is from RefSeq and is a predicted model, not a curated record.